AUGAAAAAUCUCUGGCUUGUCUUGCUGAUUGUUCUUGUCGAGGCUUCUCUUCUUGUUUACGGAGAGGAACAACAACAACUCUCCUUCCACCAAAAGCACCCUUGCUACGUGAGAAAGGAAAGUGCUAUUCGUAAUAACAUCAAGACUGCACAACCUCACACCUAUUUGAAACCAGAAGAUCUUCCUGCUUCUUGGGAUUGGAGAAAUAUUGCUGGAGUGAAUUAUUUGUCUGUCGGAAGAAAUCAACAUAUUCCAAUUUAUUGUGGUAGCUGUUGGGCUCACGGCUCUACAAGUGCUCUUGCUGAUAGAAUCAACAUUGCCAGAAAGAAUCAAUUCCCUCGUGCCUUGUUGUCAGUACAGCACGUUAUUGCUUGUGGUGAUGCUGGAUCUUGUGCCGUUUAUCAAUAUGCUCACGAUCACGGCAUUCCUGACGAGUCAUGCAAUAACUACAAGGCUGUUGAUCAGGAUUGUUCUGCAUUCGCCGAAUGUGGUACUUGCAAUUCAACCGGAUGUUUCGCAAUCAGAAAUUACAACAGAUGGAGAGUGAGCGAAUAUGGUAGCAUUGACGGAGAACAUGAAAUGAUGAGUGAAAUCUAUGCUAGAGGUCCAAUCUCAUGCGGUAUCGAUGCUACUAGCGCCUUGGAAGCCUAUAAGGGUGGUAUCUUUGAAGAGUUCAAAGUAUUCCCAAUGAUUAAUCACAUCAUUUCUGUUGUAGGAUGGGGUGAGGAAGGCGGAAAGAAAUACUGGAUUGUUAGAAACUCAUGGGGAACAGAAUGGGGUGAAGGUGGGUUCUUCCGUAUUGUAAGAGGAACAUCCAGAUUCUACAACUUGGCCAUUGAAACUCAAUGUGCCUUUGCUGUUCCAAUUGUUUAA
Naegleria fowleri is the source of this 873-nucleotide messenger RNA. RefSeq lists its product as uncharacterized. Bases 1 to 873 code for a protein of 290 amino acids. Gene Ontology annotation, cellular component: lysosome. NCBI's taxonomy places the organism in Eukaryota, Heterolobosea, Eutetramitea, Acrasida, Naegleriidae. Gene Ontology annotation, molecular function: cysteine-type endopeptidase activity. The transcript has 6 exons. The record is from RefSeq and is a predicted model, not a curated record.